Molecule: messenger RNA, 1147 nt
Organism: Aspergillus saccharolyticus JOP 1030-1
Lineage: Eukaryota; Fungi; Ascomycota; Eurotiomycetes; Eurotiales; Aspergillaceae
Product: peptide-methionine-S-sulfoxide reductase
Exons: 3
Coding region: 240-878 (212 amino acids)
Molecular function (GO): peptide-methionine (S)-S-oxide reductase activity
Source: RefSeq, a predicted model, not a curated record
CCCGAGCCCUGAGAGAGCUAUCAUUAUAUUGUACACAGCUACAAUUGAAUUGCCUUGAACCUCUCAUUACCUCAACUGCGCCUGAUAUUCUUGCGACUAGAUCCAGUCUGUCCUCAUUAAUUGACAGAAAUCUCCGCUUUGCAAACGCGAUUUGUCAGGCGCCCCUCUCCGGCGGAAACCACGGCGGAAACCAGAACCUCAAGGUGGAGCAAGAAGCGCAAACGCAUAAAUAAUCAUUGAUGGCCUUUGCGGCGCCCGCUUUUGGCUCGCCUCUUUUCUCUCGGAUUGCCCGUCAUUUUUCGACUACAUCGCCUUUUCUGGCUCUGAGCACACCUUCCACUUUGCGCAACAUGUCGACCAACACGCAGACGGCCACGGUGGCUGCCGGUUGUUUCUGGGGUGUGGAGCACCUCUUCCGCAAACACUUCGGCAAUGGAAAAGGUCUCUUGGAAGCCAAGGUCGGCUACUCCGGUGGACACAGCGCGUCCCCCUCUUAUCGUGCUGUGUGCACGGGUGAGACUGGUCACGCCGAGGCCCUGCAGAUAACGUUCGAUCCAUCGAUUGUCAGCUACCGCUCCCUUCUAGAAUUCUUCUACCGCAUGCACGACCCCACCACUCUAAAUCGCCAGGGCGGCGACAUUGGCACACAAUACCGCAGCGCGAUCUUCACGCACGGCGAGGAACAGGAUAAGAUUGCGCGGGAGGUGACGGACAAGGUUUCCCAGGAAUGGUAUAAGCAGCCGGUGUCGACCGCAAUCGUGGCCGCAGGCCAGUGGUGGGAUGCUGAAGAGUACCAUCAGCUGUAUUUGACCAAGAACCCUGCUGGUUAUGAAUGCCCUGCUCACUUCGUGCGGUCGUUCCCUCCACUUUCUGCGUGAGUGGCGUAUAAGAUUUAAGAUAUGAGAUAUGUUGUCAUGCCCAGGUGUAUAAGAAAGUCCUGUCAGCUAAGCUGCAUUCAAUGAAAAAGGAAAUUGUGGUUCGUGGAUACAUUGGGAAGGAGGAGAGACUCUUUUCUAGCUGCCCUCUGUAGAUUCUUUUUGGGGUUGGUGCUGAUAUGCUCAACAAGUAGGAUCAUAUGUGCUAGCUACCAUUUUCCAGUGCUGGCUGAGGACUCAGACGCUUGAGAUGUAUUCAGUCGAGUCUUUUU